Plasmodium inui San Antonio 1 is the source of this 3483-nucleotide messenger RNA. RefSeq names its product selenide, water dikinase. NCBI's taxonomy places the organism in Eukaryota, Apicomplexa, Aconoidasida, Haemosporida, Plasmodiidae. The record is from RefSeq and is a predicted model, not a curated record. Gene Ontology annotation, cellular component: cytoplasm. Gene Ontology annotation, biological process: L-selenocysteine biosynthetic process. Bases 1 to 3483 code for a protein of 1160 amino acids. The transcript has a single exon. Gene Ontology annotation, molecular function: selenide, water dikinase activity; ATP binding.
AUGCGGAUUUGCAAGCAGAUUGAUCCCGUGAUCGACAUCGUGAUCAUCGGUUUUGGCGUGCGGAGCCGUCUGUUCGUCGACAAGUUCCUUCGGAAAAAUGAGCUGAAAGGAGUGAACAUAAUAAUCAUCUGCAAAGACAACUUCGUGUUCCUAGAUCGCUACGUACAAUGUGAAGAGGCCUGCAAAGAGAGCUACACGGAUGUCUAUAAUUUUUGCAAAAACAGAAACAUACUGUUUAUAAAUGAGAAGGUGCAGUAUGUACACACAGAAAGUCGGAACAUCUUCUUUGCCUCAGACAGGAACCAUUUGAAUUAUGAUUUCUUGUUGUGCGACUUUGAUUUUAGGAGCUCCGAUCUGUUUAGCACCGAUAUGUCUCACAUGAACAUAUACCCUUUUCGAAAUAAAAAUCGUUUUUUUUAUCACGUGCAUGUGAUGUACCUCGCUCUGCUGCAGUCGACAAACAUGGAGGAGGACAAGACGGAUGUUCGUUUGUAUCGUCAGUGUAGAAGGGCGCUUCUGCAGGGCAUCCCUCUGAAGAGGUUCCUUAACUUCCAUUCGUACAACGAUGAGUACGUGGAGGAGAUCUUCAGCGCCUACGAGGAGGCGCAGCGGUUCGGUGCCGUUAGCGGUGGGGGCGAAGGUAGCAGAAGUGAAGUGAGGAGUGGGGGCGCACUUAGCAGAGGUGAAAUCAGCGAAGGAUACCCAUUCAGUGCGAGCGUCCUCCCAGAUGCCCCUCUGCAAGGCAACGGCGCGGACGAAGAUACCACCCCCCGCAUCCUUCUAAUCAGUGACAACAACCAGUUUGGGAAUUGCCUACAUUCGGAGGUACAGAAGCAGCUACGCAGAAUAAACGCGCAGGUUAAUUUACUCUCCGUUUAUGUGGCUUCGUCGAAGAACGAAAAGUUAGACCUCCCCUGUAGGGACUACCUACUGGUCAGGGAAAUAAGGGGAGUAAAAGAAAACGGAGAAAUUAAAGAAAUGGAAUUUCUGGACAUCCAUGAUGAGGAAAUUAUAAUCAGAUAUGAUGAGUGCAUAAACAUCACUGCCAUGAGGUACCCUUCUUAUGUAUACUCAUUUGGCGAAGACGCGACCAAGUCCCUGUCGGUGAAUCCCUUUUGCCAGUCCGUAACAGAUGAGUAUCUUUAUCUCCUUAACCAAGUGAAGAACUACGACGAUUAUGCAGUCUGCGAGACGGUCUACCUAAACGUAUACAAUAAGGUGCAUGGGAACAAAUACAUCAGCAUAGAACAUGUCAAGGGUUAUAUACUUACCCGUGAUGCAGAUGAGUUGGGUGUUUCUUACUUGCUCCCUCCGACCCCCAACCUAUUUAAUCACACUGUGAAUUAUUCCUACCGCAUCGUAUCGUACAUCUUAAGAAAGGGGUACUCAUAUCUGUCAAAGAACCGCUUCCUACAAAAUGGGGUACUCUCCUUAAUGCACAGAAGAAGGGAAAUCGAAAAGUACCUAAAGGGGUCCCCAGUUAGCGGUAGCAGGGAAAUAUUUUUUCCCCCUCCUUCGAUAAGGACCCUUUCUCUUCGUAUCUUCAAAAGGGCUACUCACUAUGUUGACCUCCUCAGAGGAAGAAUUUCUUCGGAAGAUGGGACAUGCAUGCCCCUUUGUGGACAGAAAGAACCGCACAAGGACGAUGACCCAUCUCGUGUGAACUCCAGUGACAGUGGUAGCACCACAGCGAGCAGAAGUGGAAGCAACAACAGGAACGAGGAACUACCCACCCGCAACAAAUGUGCACACAGUGGAAGCCCCAAAACGGAAACCACAGCAAGUUCCCCUCUUCCAGAAUAUAUGUACACUGCAUACCGAAAGGAAUAUGAAAGGAGAUUACUUGUUAGUAAAAAAACGACCUACCGAGUGGCAACAGAGGAGGGAGAAAAUGGAACAACCAUAAGGAUAAUUGUGCAGGAUGGCAGCGUUCAGGCGGGAACCACUUCGAACUGCGAUACGAAGAGGGAAAAAGUAAAUUCAUACAUUAAAGAAAGCAUCGAGAAAAUAAUUAACCGGAAUACUUGCGGAGGAUGUGGGUCGAAAGUCCCUUCAAACGUUCUGUCAAAUUCGUUGAAAGGCCUAUCUGUGUACAACUCACCAAAUGUGUACCUAGGAAUUGAAGCAUGUGAUGACUGCUGCAUAUUUGUGCAUAGUAAAUCUAAAAGGGGAGAAGAAAGUCCUGCACUUGUCCAAACAAUCGACUUUUUCAAAUCCUUUAUCGAUGAUGAAUACAUAUUAGGGGAAAUAAUCGCCAUUCAUUGCCUAUCCGAUGUGUACAGUAUGGGGGGGACCGGCAUCUGUGCCUUGUGUGUACUUAUUGUGAAGGAUAACAUUGAGAAGAAGCUGCAGCAAAGACUACAGAAUAUUUUAACUGGGUGCUGCCAGAAGUUGAAAGAGGAGAAAUGUGUCUUGAGUGGGGGCCACACCUGUGCCGGCAAUGAGAAUUACGUCGGUUUGGCAGUCACGGGGAAGGUGAAAAAGAGGCGUACCGCCAGUGAGGCCACCCCCAAGGGGGAUCGAAAAGAUAAGCCCGAUAAGGAGAAACGGCGAGAGGGGGAGGAGAACCCCAGGACAAGCGCAGCGGCGGCUACCAGUGGUGCACGUAAGCAACAGGAGGGAGGCGCCCCCGCAGAUGAGCUACCCCUCGUUAGCAAAGAACACAGGGACACAUACGAACGACACCAAAUGAUGAAGGAAAACUAUCUAUUCCUACCCAAAGGAAGCAGAAGCAUAAAGGCAGGGGACAUAAUCAUUACCACGAAAAUGUUCGGCUUUGGCUUCAUCAUGGCUGCACAUAUAUGUAAGAAGGCAAAGGCCAGAUGGAUCUACAACUGUCUUGACGAAAUGCUUCUCUCAAAUAGGAAGAGUGGAUUAUACCUUCUACAGAGUAAUAAUGCCAAAGCUUGCACCGAUGUAACUGGGUUUGGAGUCCUAGGCCACCUUAACGAAAUGAUCAAGUGCUCUAGGAGGGAAUUUUAUUUUGCUGCACGAAUGGGAAACAAGUCCCUGCACAGCACAUCACAGAGGGAGACACUGGAAGGGAGAAGUAGCAAAAUGGAUGAUGGACAGAUUGACAAGGUGAAAGAACCCCCCAUGAAUCUCAUCGGAGCAAAGAUAAAUCUCAAGAAUUUCAUAAUCGCAGAAGGGGUUGAACAGUGCAUAGAAAAUAAUAUCUUCUCUUCCAUGUACAAGAAAAAUCACUACUUGUGCAAUAACAUUAUAAAUUUGGAGGAAGCUUCACUGAGUGAGCGGUAUGGAAUUCUGUUUGACCCGCAGACCAGUGGGGGCCUCAUGGUCAUUGUGGAAAGGGAGAGAGCCGACCAAAUUUUAACAGACUUAAAAAAUAUGGGGUAUCCGAACUGUUCCGCAGUAGGGGAAAUUAUAAAUGUGCAAGAUGAUAAGUUUAAGGGGGUGCCCAUAAGUCAGGUUUCGUUGGACGAUUAUUUGGACACGACGAACUCGGUGUACAUCGAAUGGUAA